Molecule: messenger RNA, 1794 nt
Organism: Impatiens glandulifera
Lineage: Eukaryota; Viridiplantae; Streptophyta; Magnoliopsida; Ericales; Balsaminaceae
Product: galactokinase-like
Exons: 13
Coding region: 109-1608 (499 amino acids)
Biological process (GO): carbohydrate phosphorylation; galactose metabolic process
Cellular component (GO): cytosol; cytoplasm
Molecular function (GO): galactokinase activity; ATP binding
Source: RefSeq, a predicted model, not a curated record
AUUAUUGCAUUUUCGGCUCCUCCUUGGACUUAUCUCGUUUUCUCAAAACCCAAAUUCUUAUUAUAAAGAGAUCUCAUCCAUCUUUUUCACUUUGAUCGAGUUUAUGCAAUGACAAGGCAUGAAGAACUUCCAAUUCCUAUAUACUCCUCGCUUGACCCAGUCUAUGGCGAUGGAUCAUCACUCGAAGAAGCUCAACUUCGUUUCGACAACCUCAAAUCCAAAUUCAUUCAGGUCUUUGGGCAUCCGCCAGAUGUAUACGCUCGUUCUCCUGGAAGAGUGAAUUUGAUUGGCGAACAUAUCGACUAUGAAGGGUACUCGGUGCUUCCAAUGGCUAUUCGUCAAGAUACGAUUGUCGCAAUUAGGAUGAAAGAUGAUGGGUAUCCUGAGAAUUUGAUUCGAAUAGCGAAUGUCAAUGACAAGUACAGCAUGUGCACUUACCCUGCUGACCCAAAUCAGGAAAUUGAUCUAAAAAAUCAUCGAUGGGGACACUAUUUUAUAUGUGGGUACAAAGGCUACCAUGACUUUGCCAAGUUAAAAGGUCUCAAACUUGGACCACAAAUUGGCUUGGACGUUAUGGUUGAUGGAACAGUUCCUACAGGCUCUGGAUUAUCAAGUUCUGCAGCAUUUGUUUGCUCAUCUACGAUUGCAAUAAUGGCUGCAUUUGAUCAGAAUUUUCCAAAGAAAGAAAUUGCUCAACUUACAUGUGAAUGUGAACAGCAUAUUGGGACACAAUCUGGUGGGAUGGACCAGGCUAUAUCUGUCAUGGCAAAAACUGGCUUUGCUGAGCUGAUUGACUUUAACCCAAUUCGUGCAACUGACGUUCAACUUCCAGCUGGGGGUUCCUUUGUGAUAGCCCAUUCAUUGGCGGAAUCCCAGAAAGCUGUAACUGCUGCUACAAAUUACAAUAACCGAGUUGUUGAAUGUCGUCUGGCAGCUAUUAUUCUAGGUAUAAAGCUUGGAAUGAAACCCCAAGAGGCAAUAUCCCGUGUGAAAACUCUUUCAGAUGUUGAAGGGUUGUGUGUAUCAUUUGCUGGCGAUCAUGGAUCUUCUGAUCCAGUUGUUGCUGUUAAGAAACUCUUGAAUGAGGAACCAUACACCACUGAAGAUAUUGAAAAGAUUACAGAGGAGAGCCUGCAAUCAAUCUUUGUCAAGUCUCAGAGCUCUUUGGAUGUGAUUAAAGCUGCUAAUCAGUACAAAUUAUACCAGAGAGCCUUCCAUGUUUAUUCUGAAGCCAAGCGAGUGUAUGCUUUCAGGGACACUGUAUCAUCAAAUAUGAGUGAUGAUGAAAUGUUGAAGAAGCUUGGGGCCCUUAUGAAUGAGAGUCAUCAUAGCUGCAGUGUUCUCUAUGAGUGCAGCUGUCCGGAAUUGGAAGAUCUGGUGAAAGUAUGCAAAGACAAUGAAGCAUUUGGAGCUAGGCUAACCGGAGCUGGAUGGGGUGGCUGUGUGGUUGCUUUGGUCAAAGAGUCUAUUGUUCCUCAGUUCAUCCUCAACUUGAAGGGACAAUUUUACCAGUCAAGAAUAGACAAGGGGGUGAUAAGUAAUAAUGAUCUUGGCCUAUAUGUGUUUGCAUCCAAACCUUCAAGUGGCUCUGCUAUUUUCAAAUUCUAGCAAAUGGGGGUUUAAGUAUAAGAUUAGAGUAUAAGAAUGAUUGAGAUUCAGUUGAUUAUUAUUAGUGCAAGUUAUAACCAAGUUUAUCUUUCCCAUUUAAUUCAUUGAUUGAUAACUGUUUUGCUGCCACUUAAUCUUUUGUUUCCCAAUUUGAGAUUAUUUGCAAUAAGAAUCUUUUAUUUUAUU